AUGACACCACCAGUGGCUUGGCUCCUUAUCCUUCAGCUUGUUCUAGGACCAACUCUGGUCCCAGGUUCGUACCUGAAGGAUGCCAUCAAGGUAUUCCAGCAUUUAUACAUCGACUUCCCCCGAGUUGAGUUUGAGGAUGCCUUCCAGGGCUACUGUAAUGGUGUUAUGGGUUAUGUUCGGGGAAUAAUGAACAGAUGGGACUGUCCGAAGAUCCAUUACUUGGUACAUGUCCCCUUUAAAACCAUCCGGAAGUACUGCAAGCGUAGUCAGAACUUCUGUGAAAGCUACAAUCAGUACUGCACAAUGACCACGGACUCUUUCCCCCUUACAAUCUGCGAACUGACGAACUACCAGUUGCCCAUCAACUGCCAGUAUAAUUCCACCCUAACCAACCAAAAGCUCUACCUGCUGUGUUCCAGCAGGUAUAAUGCUGAGCCGAUAGAUAUCAUUGGUGUCGUCUAA
Echinops telfairi (small Madagascar hedgehog) is the source of this 462-nucleotide messenger RNA. RefSeq names its product ribonuclease A family member 13 (inactive) (gene RNASE13). Bases 1 to 462 code for a protein of 153 amino acids. Gene Ontology annotation, molecular function: nucleic acid binding. Lineage: Eukaryota; Metazoa; Chordata; Mammalia; Afrosoricida; Tenrecidae. The record is from RefSeq and is a predicted model, not a curated record. The transcript has a single exon.